Messenger RNA from Protopterus annectens (West African lungfish), 866 nucleotides. RefSeq names its product claudin-4-like. The transcript has a single exon. The record is from RefSeq and is a predicted model, not a curated record. Gene Ontology annotation, cellular component: bicellular tight junction; plasma membrane. Gene Ontology annotation, biological process: cell adhesion; bicellular tight junction assembly. Gene Ontology annotation, molecular function: structural molecule activity. Bases 114 to 737 code for a protein of 207 amino acids. Lineage: Eukaryota; Metazoa; Chordata; Ceratodontiformes; Protopteridae.
GAAAUGAUUCAGCUAAAGCAGUGAUUCGAAACUGCAAAGAAGCUACCUUUUUUAUGCCCAUAAGGUAUUCCAUUUCCAUUUUAGUUAAGUAGAGGUCGUGUUCAUCACACAAAAUGGCAUCAGCUGGUUUGCAGAUCCUUGGCAUGGCUCUGUCAGUGAUUGGUUGGAUUGGCGCUAUUGCAUGCUGUGCAUUACCCAUGUGGAAGGUCACUGCUUUCAUUGGCCAAAGCAUAGUGACUGCUCAGACAAUCUGGGAAGGCCUAAGGAUGAACUGUGUAGUACAGAGCACAGGACAGAUGCAAUGCAAGAUGUAUGAUUCUAUGUUAAAUUUGCCACAAGACCUUCAAGCAGCCCGUGCUCUGACCAUUGUGGUCAUUAUUUUAGCCAUCAUUGGAGUCUUUGUCGCCAUUGCUGGAGGGAACUGUAUCAACUGUGAGGAAGAUAAGAACACCAAGGCCAAGAUCUGCAUAGUGGCAGGGAUUAUCUUUGUCGUGUCUGGUGUACUUCUGCUUAUCCCAGUCUGCUGGACUGCAAAUGUUGUCAUCCACGAUUUCUACAACCAGUUAGUGCCUGCAGCCAAUAAGAGGGAGCUGGGAGCUUCACUCUUCAUUGGCUGGGCAGGUGCUGCACUGUUUCUGAUUGGAGGGGGCCUCCUGUGCUGUAAUUGCCCAAAAAAGGACAAGAAUUACUCAGCAAAAUACACUGCUAGCAAAGCAAGUCAACCAAACUAUGUGUAACCCAUGCCCUACUAUAUAUAGCUAAUCAGGAAUGGACUCUGGAAUAUUCACAAUUUCUUUGUGCCUUUAAACAUCUGAAAAAUGACAAUUGGAGCCACUGUUUGUGGCAGUGUUGUACCUCCUAAAGGU